AUGCUACAGUGGAAUUCAUUCGUGCAAAAGGCUCAGUCCCUGAUUGACCCAGCCAACUUCAACAUCCCCGCCCUCUCCUCAUCCGACCAUAAUCCCUCCAAGGCUUCGUUAUUCCGCCAACAAUUCCGCCUGCCCGACUCGCAGAACCCCCUCCAGGAGAUUACUGCCGACCUUGUCCUUCCCCUACCAAACUCAUCGGGAACUCAAGGCGAUCGUCGGGUGGACCGGGCAGGUGCUCGCUACACUGGGCGUCUACACCUGAGUGAACGAUUCAUCUGCUUCUCCACCCAGCCGACGAGCUUCUUACCUUCCGCAAGCCUAACUGCCUCUACCAACUGGACCGGGCAGACACAUGGGACAGGCCCGUCUGGAAAUGGCUUCACCCUCCCCCUUUCCUGUAUCCGGCGGGUGGAACGCCUCCACAGCGCCAGUCAUGUGUUCUCUCUGGCACUGACGACGUGGAAUGGCCUGCUAAGCAAGCAGCAAGAACCUAAUUUUGUGCCUCAGCGCCUCAUUAUCCAGCUCGUCGGUAGCAGACAGUCCUCUGAACGGUUCUGCGACUGUCUCAAGAAGGGCUUGCGGGAAGGCAUGAAAGAAGUGGAUAACUUGCGGCUUGUUGUCUCGGAUUGCUACUCGGAAUAUCUGCUAUCGGGUGCCAAGGGGAAGUCUCAGGAAGGGAAUGAGGCGGACGCUCGUCAGCCACCAGAUGCUGGACUGGGCAUGAUUUUCCGUUACCCUGGCGAUGCGCGCAAGCUUCGGGAUCGCAGUAAGAUGCGACUGUGGGGCGAAUACUUCCGAGAAAAUGGUCGCAAUACUACCCUUGUUCGCCAGCCCACUUUUCACAAGUUGAUUCGUGUCGGUCUACCGAAUCGUUUACGUGGAGAGAUCUGGGAACUCACGUCUGGCUCUCUUUUCCUUCGGUUACGAUCACCCAAUUUGUAUCAGGAGACUCUAGCCCAAUUUCAGGGCCAAGAGUCCCUUGCCAUUGAUGAGAUUGAAAAAGACUUGAACCGGAGCUUACCAGAAUACCCUGGCUUCCAAAGUGAGGAGGGUAUUGGACGUUUGCGACGGGUCCUCACGGCCUACAGUUGGAUCAAUGCCGAAAUUGGUUACUGCCAGGCCAUGAAUAUCGUCGUUGCAGCAUUAUUGAUAUAUAUGUCUGAGGCCCAGGCCUUCUCUCUUCUGUCUGUGCUAUGUGACCGUCUUCUACCCGGUUACUAUUCCACGACUAUGUAUGGCACACUGCUUGAUCAAAAGGUCUUCGAAUCCCUCGUGGAGAAAACCAUGCCUGUCCUAUGGGAUCACCUCGGCAAAUUCGAUGUACAACUCUCCGUUGUGUCAUUGCCGUGGUUUCUUUCCUUGUACAUCAACUCUAUGCCGCUUGUCUUUGCCUUCCGUGUAUUGGAUGUUUUCUUCCUGGAAGGACCCAAGGUUCUUUUCCAAGUUGGUCUUGCCAUUCUUCGGGUCAAUGGCGAGGAGCUUCUCGAUGUCCAAGAUGAUGGAUCGUUUAUUUCCGUGCUGAAGUCAUACUUCUCACGCUUGGAUGAAUCUGCCCACCCCCGAUCAGAAAAUCCCAAGCUGAGAGCCAUCACUCGGUUUCAAGAACUGAUGGUGGUGGCUUUCAAAGAAUUCUCAGGCAUUACCCACAGCACGAUCACUGAGCAGCGCGAAAAGCACAAGGAUGCUGUGUUGGAGAACAUUGAAAACUUUGCCAAGCGCACUUCUAUCCGCAACCUUGGACCCGAGAGCAAGCGCCUAAGUGUGGACGAUCUGGGAACUAUUUACGACCGCUUUUACGAAACCCUAUAUCAAUGGCAACAGCACCAGAGGCUUAUUGAGGAGGAGAGGAAGCGACAAGAGAAGAAGAAAUCCGAGCGUCUAUCGAUCCUUGCACCUACCGAGAGCGAAGUCGGCCGGGUUGGUCUCGGGCCCAGCCCUACACAUAUGGACUAUGAGGCCUUCCGAGAGUUUUUGGCGGCCACAUCGAAGUGGGCAGCUGGUGACUCGCCCGCCCCCUCCAGAAAAAAUUACCCGGGUGACCAGGGUUAUCACAGCCAGAAGGGCUCCACCAAGUCGCUCUUGUGGGCAAAUCGCCGACUGCCAGCGGACCAUGAAUUCAUGCAACGCCUCUACCGCAAGUGGGCUACCGAUCCUACCGAGGGAUUGAGCCUGCAAAAUGUCGUGAAUGGCCUGGCGCGCCUCAAGGGGUCGCCAGAUAUCAUGAACAACAUCAACUACUUCUUUGAUCUCUACGAUGACAGCGGCAGUGGCGAGGUUGACCGCGAGGGGAUUCUCAAAAUGUCAGAGGCGCUGCUGUUUCUUUCCCGCCGAGGGUUCGAGGGAACCAUCAGUGCUCCUACUCAGUCAUUGGAGGAUUUGAAUGGACCCCGCGAUCGUGAGCACGCCGAGCAAAACCGACUCACCGCUGAUGAGAGAUUCCUUGGAAGUGUCAGCGCGUUCAUUCGUCGUUGUUUUGAAUAUGCCGAUCCCAGCCAUCCGCAGAACCAGGGCACUGCCAAGAACAAUGUUACAGAGGCAGCGGAAAAACUGGACUCGUUUGCUAUCGGCGGUGACGACGACGAAGACCUGAUCGAUGUGGAUGGGGAUUCUAAGUCCAACAAAUCGCCGGUGUCAGAAGCAUCGCCCCGGCCAGCCAAGUCCAACAACCCCAACGCGACUACUCGAGGACAGAACCGGCAGGCAUCCGAGUCUGCUAACCCAGCCCUCGACCCCAACAACCCUCUUCACAUCACUCUCCCCACGUUCCGAAUGGUUGUGUUGGCCGACGAACUCUUGGAGCAGUUCUUUGAAUCUUAUUUCCCGCAAUCCUUCCAUCUUUCUGACCAUCCGCACCCGGCCGCUCUUGCCGCCUCCUCUUCGCUCUCGUCCAACCUGACGACCUUCUCCAACCUUGGCAGCCUCCGAUCACCCCAGCUCGGCGCCGCCUCGGGUGUCUCUGUUGCCGGCGCCUCCGGGGGUAUCGUGCCCCCCGGCAAGGGCCUGCGUGGCGUCCUCGACAACAUCGUCACCGACGGUAUCCGCAUGGCGGCCGAACGCGAGCUCGAGCGCAACGCUCUUGGUCGCGACGAAGACGACGAUGAGGAGGACGAGGAAGACUACCCCCGCCGUGCUGACGCUAGCGCCGCCGCCAUGGCCGGCGGAAUUGGCAGUUGGGGCGCUGGCGCAUACGGCGCCGACCCCGAGCGCCGCAGUGUCCGCGAGGCGGACCGAGACUUGUUGGAAGGCGCCGAGGUGGUCAGCGUUCGCGGCAAGGACGAGUCAUCGUCUCUGCUGGAAGGCAAUGAAGACUCCGAACUACCAGCGAACAAGGCCGUUGGUAGUCCUACCGACCACUCCGGGGGCAAUUCCUCAUCGAACCACGAUGUUGAGGUUGUUAGCAAGGUCGUCGAGUUUGACUCAUGA
This is a messenger RNA of Penicillium alfredii, 3423 nucleotides long. Its product is annotated as GTPase-activating protein. The record is from RefSeq and is a predicted model, not a curated record. The coding region runs from base 1 to 3423 and encodes 1140 amino acids. NCBI's taxonomy places the organism in Eukaryota, Fungi, Ascomycota, Eurotiomycetes, Eurotiales, Aspergillaceae. The transcript is spliced from 4 exons.